Messenger RNA from Cetraspora pellucida, 1245 nucleotides. Lineage: Eukaryota; Fungi; Glomeromycota; Glomeromycetes; Diversisporales; Gigasporaceae. The record is from the annotation of a GenBank genome assembly.
AUGUCUAAAAAAUUAGGUGAACUUGUGGUCGUUGCCAUUAAGGCUCGCAAUUUAAGUGCUCGCGACGUUAUCGGCAAGGGAGAUCCUUUUACCACAUUUCGGAUAGGAGAUAUGGCUAAAAGAACGAAAACUGAUAAACGAGGUGGUCAACAUCCGGUAUGGGAUGAAGAACUACGCUUUCAAAUUAUGGAUGAACAAAGGCAUAAAACAAUGAAGGUUCAGAUUUACAAUGAAGAUAAACGGGAGCACGUUCUUAUAGGCGAUGAAGUCAUUAAAUUAGAUGAGGUGUUCAAAAGUGGCGAAUGGGAUGCUUGGCAUGAAAUCAAAUAUCGCAACAAAUACGCUGGAGAAAUUUUCCUUGAGAUGACAUUUUAUAACGCUGGUAUUCCACCUCCAGUAGCAACCCCUCUACGACCAACGCCUGUAGUUCAAACUCCACCUCAGUCUUCUACUCCUUAUAAAUCCCCAAAUAGUAAACCUGCGCCUCUACCAGCUUCAUACCCUCCCCCAGCUAAUUCACCUCAGCUUCAAAACACUACACCCAUUGGUCUGGUUUCGCAAUCAACUUUACCUUAUUCUCCACAAGGAAAUUCAGCGCCCUAUCCACCUCAAGGAAAUUCAGCGCCCUAUCCACCUCAAGGAAAUUCAGCGCCCUAUCCGCCUCAAGGAGUAUCUGCACCCUAUCCACCUCAAACACCUCAAGGAGCGUCUGCACCCUAUCUACCUCAAGGAGCGUCUGCACCCUAUCCUCCAACGUCUGCACCCUAUCCUCCAACGUCUGCACCCUAUCCUCCAACGUCUGCACCCUAUUCGCUUCAAACACAAACAUCUGCACCCUAUCCACCUCAGGGAGCUUCUUUGCCCUAUUCGCCUCAAACAUCUGCACCUUAUCCACCUCAGGCAUAUCCACCGCUACAAGUUGGGGGCCAUCCUCAACCACCUCAAAAUGGUAGUCCAGUGUCAUUUCCGAUACCUAUACCAACGCCUAAUGCACCAACGCCUAAUGCACCAGCUCCUAAUGGAGGAUACCCUCAUUAUAAUGGAGGUUCUCAAAAUUUGAACUAUCCUAAUUAUUCAGCACAAGUACAAGGCGGUUAUCAACAACCAUCAUAUCCAUCUAAUAACGUUUAUCCACCUCCUAAUAACCAAAUGUAUCCACCGCCAAAUUUUGGCCAAGGGUACCCACAUACAGGAGUUGCAGGUGAAACUGGUGAAAAUGAUGGUGAAACUGGUAAAACUAAAUAG